AUGUUUGGGCCGCUUUGGAUCCAGAGUCGGUUUGCCCUCGUGGAUGAUGGAUGCAACCGAGAGGGGUUGCGUGUGCCUGUCAAGCACAGAUUCACCUUGCGAAUUGGCAUUGGGCCUCAUGGCACCUUGUCAACCCGCAUUGCUCGCUUCUGGUUGGGACAAUGGAUUCAUAUUGAGAGCGAGUGGCUAGCCUCGAGCGAGCACAGGUAUACGUAG
Molecule: messenger RNA, 216 nt
Organism: Clonostachys solani
Lineage: Eukaryota; Fungi; Ascomycota; Sordariomycetes; Hypocreales; Bionectriaceae
Source: the annotation of a GenBank genome assembly